Rhinolophus ferrumequinum (greater horseshoe bat) is the source of this 849-nucleotide messenger RNA. It is a transcript of the gene TRIM52, whose product is annotated as tripartite motif containing 52. Lineage: Eukaryota; Metazoa; Chordata; Mammalia; Chiroptera; Rhinolophidae. Gene Ontology annotation, molecular function: zinc ion binding. Gene Ontology annotation, cellular component: nuclear body. The record is from RefSeq and is a predicted model, not a curated record.
CGCAUCCACACCUGCCCACAGCGCAUUAAGAUAGCUGGGUACGCCACUACUCCCAGCCCUGUGCAGACCCCUCAGGAGGAAGCGGUGUGCGCCAUCUCCCUGGAUUACUUCACGGACCUCCCAAGUCGAUCGGCUGUGAGUUUCUGCCGGGGUUGUGUGACCCAGCUGUGGGGCAAGGAGGACGAGGAAGACGGGAGGAGGAAGAGGAGACGGGAGGAGGAAGGUGAAUGGGAGGAGGACGACGGCAACGAGGCGGUGGGGGCCAUUGGUGGAUGGGACAACUCUAUUCGAGAGGUAUUGUACCAGGGGAAUGCUGACGAGUUGUUCCAGGACCAAGAGGAUGAUGAACCCUGGGUCGGUGACGGUGGCAUAAGGAAUUGGGACAACAUGCCCGUGUGGGACCCGGAGGAAAAGGAAGAUCGGGACUAUUACCUGGGAGGCUUGAGACAUGGCCUAGACGUCUACCGGGAAGAAGAGACACUGGAAGAAUACCGUGAGGACACCGACGAUCUGUAUCCAGACACCCACCUGCCUCCUCCUCCGGCCCUUUCAGGGCAGUUCACCUGCCCCCAGUGCCGAAAGAGCUUUACACAUCGCAGCUUUCCUCCCAAUUUACAGCUGGCUAACACAGGGAUAAUUCGCCAGAUGUGCCCCAGUCCUUAUCGAGGGGGUGGGGAUGAUCAGGGCAUCUGUUCCAAACACCAGGAAGCCCUGAAGCUCUUCUGCGAGGUGGACGAAGAGGCCAUCUGUGUGGUGUGUCGUGAAUCCAGGAGCCACAAACAGCACAGCGUGGUGCCAUUGGAGGCGGUGGUGCAGGAGUACAAGGUGAGAGGCAUAAGGAGGGAAUGA